Molecule: messenger RNA, 1185 nt
Organism: Chenopodium quinoa (quinoa)
Lineage: Eukaryota; Viridiplantae; Streptophyta; Magnoliopsida; Caryophyllales; Amaranthaceae
Product: protein FAR1-RELATED SEQUENCE 5-like
Exons: 3
Coding region: 1-1185 (394 amino acids)
Biological process (GO): regulation of DNA-templated transcription
Source: RefSeq, a predicted model, not a curated record
AUGGACGACGACAACGUUCACACGCCGGAGGGUUCGACGGAAGAAUCUGAUUCGGAGGUUGAAGACGACGGUGACGUUGUGAAUUACAGUGCACAUUUUGUGACAGACACGGUUUUUCUAACGUUUGACGAUGCAGUUACAUGGGCGGAUGCUGUUGCAAUAAAUCUGGGAUUUAUUUUGGUGAAAUCGUCUUUCAACAAACAGAGGGAUGGUCGACCAGUUCGAUAUUUAAGAUGUGACCGGGGACGCAGGAGUAAGCCGAGAGAUCUUGAGAACGCAAUUCGGAAGGACACCAAAACCAAGGGUAUUGGUUGUCUUUUCUACAUCAAGAUAUGUUACGAGUUCGUCACCAAUACUUGGUUUAUCCGGGUGAAAGAUGAUGUAACUGGGACCCACAACCAUCCAAUGAUUGCGCAUCCAGAGGGUCAUCGUAAAAUUAGUGGGUUGAGCCCGAAUGCGAAGCAGGUUGUGCGUGACAUGACGAAGUCUAAGGUUGCACCGCGUAACAUCAUGGGGACUAUUGCGGAGCAAUUUCCUGAUGAUCAUCCAAGCAUCAGACACAUCUACAACUGCCGAAAUGACUUCAGAGAGGAGAUGUCUGAUGGGAGAGGAGUUGUUCAGCAAUUUCUACAUUUGGCGAGACAGAGUCAGUAUGUUUACUGGGUCAUGUCCGAUGAUGAAGGCGUUUUACAACACGCCUUUAUGGCGCAUCCAGUCAUGGUAGACAUCCUACGGACGUACCCCUAUGUGAUCGGUAUGGAUUCCACUUACAAGACUAACCGAUACGGGAUGCCGUUCUUUGAGAUAGUUAGCGUGACACCAACAAAUCAGAAUUUUCUCGUCGCUUACGUGUUCAUGCGCAACGAGAGCACGGCAAGAUAUCGAUGGGUUUUGCAGAGGUUGAGAGACGUGAUUGGGUAUAAUAAGGAGCCAUCGGUUUUCUUGACAGACCGUGAGCUUGGGCUAUGUGCUGCAUUGAGGGAAGUGUUUCCAGGAACCUCGCACUUACUUUGUCGAUGGCACAUUAACAAAGAUGUGGAGGCUCGGGUCACUGCUAUGUUCAAAAGCAAAAAAAUCGGUGCGUCUUUCAAAAACGGAAAAUGGAAACGUAUCAUGGACGCUGCAACCGAGGAAGAUUAUGAGGCCGCUAGAACACAUGGCUUUUUCAUAAAACGAAGUUCGUGA